AUCAAAUUCCAUCUACCCUACAACAACAUAAUCAAACCCGUAAAAUUGAAAUCAUAAGGAAUACAAAGUUCAAUACAUAGCACAGCGAUACAAUACAUUUCCUUCGUCUCUGCCAUGGCAGAUCGUACAGUUUUUGAUUCCCCGUCGAGGCAAAGUACCUCUUCUCCCAGCAAUAACAAUCCUGCGACUAUCAAUCAUCGUUCUAGCUUUGCGGAAAAUCUGCGACACUCACCAAGAGCUCAAAGACAUCCAUCAUUCACACAAUCUGCUGUUCAGGAGCUCCUCAACCAUCCUCCAGUUCCCAAAACUGGAGAUCCAAGAUUUGCAGGAAGGGAUUGGAGACAAAUACAUGUUGGAGAACUUGUGCAGGAAACUGAUAUUCAUUGGUGUGAACUCGACACAGAUGUCGAACAUGCGACAAAGGUUCGCAUGUAUAUCUUCACAUUUUAUAAAUCGAGCUCUAAUCUUUUUUAUAGGCGCUCAUAGAAUCCGGUCCACCAAAUGUUAUCCUCAUCCGCGAAACUGCAUAUGAUGUGGCUGCUUGCGACAGCUUCGAUUACAAUGACCUUAAUGCAUAUCUACUGGUUGUCCUCGGACUAGCAAAUCCCGAUGAAGAGCAAAAAGAAACAUAUUCUCAAUUAGCAAGCAAAGCUCGGGAGCACGUACCUAUCCCACUUCGAGAUGUAAUCACACUUGCGAAGAAGGAACCUCUUACAACACUUUCAGAGUCAGAAGACCUUUCUAAGGCCGUGGAAAUAUUUGGUAGUGGUGUUCAUCGCAUUCUUGUUUGCAAACCGGGAACUACAACAGUCGUGGGAAUUUUGAGUCAGUUGAAACUGGUCAAAUUCUUGUGGGAUAAUGGUAGCAGUUUUCCAGCUAUUGAUCAGUUAUAUCCAAGUAUACUACGAGAUUUGAAUAUUGGAGCACAGCAAGCUAUUGCAAUCAAGUGGGUUUUCGGUGUCCUCACCAAAUGACUUAUGCUAACAAGGGAAUAGUGGCGACAAACCUCUCACGGAAGCUCUUCAGCUCAUGAGUAACGAAGGAUUAACAAGUAUUGCAGUAGUUGACAACGCUGCAAAUGUUGUUGGCAAUAUUUCAACAGCUGAUACUAAACUCCUUACACACACAAGUAGUCUACCUCUCCUUCAAUCCUCCUGCAUACACUUCAUCUCUGUAAUACUGAGUGAACGAGGAAUUGGUGAUGGAAAAGAUUCCUUCCCGGUCUUUCACGUCAAUCCAUAUUCAACCCUCGCUCAUACAGUAGCAAAACUCGUCGCCACCAGAUCCCAUCGUAUGUGGGUUGUCGAGUCUGCAUCUCCAUCUCCAUCAGCACCAGCAACACCUUCCCUUGGAUACGCUUCCGUCGUCCAACAACCAAGCAGCAGUGGUUCUGUACCACCUUCACCAUCAUUUCCUGCUGUAUCCGCCGCAGCUUUACCCGGUGCGCGUAUCUCAGGUCGUUUGACAGGCGUUAUCACACUAUCAGAUAUUCUAAACCUCUUCGCUCGCACAACAGGUCUUAAUCCCAUGGAUCCAAAUGAAUCCCGAGCGAGAAGAAGAAGGAGCUCUAGUGCUUCUGUAAGACCAAGUAUGGACUCUUCAAGAGGAGAUUAUCUGGAUACAAUACGGGGCGAGCGUGGAUCGAGCGUUGAUCUUAGGAAAUGAAGAAUCAUUGUGAUGGAAGGUUUCCGGAUAUCGAUCUCCCGGGAUGAACGAAGGCAACAGAAAUGAACCAGAAUAACUUGGAAGCCAUAUGGCAAUGUCGAGGGUUACCUAUGAGAACUGAAUAAUUCAUCGAAACUUGAAGUGGACUACACAAAACAGAGGAAUUCUGAGACGAUUCCUGCAGCAAAAGUCAAAACACUCUUACAGGAUCUUUUGCCUAAUUGAAAUAAACAGAGCAUGAGGAAACCAAAGAGCGUAAAUCAGGGCUUCAGUCCACCAAAGUAAGGAAGUCUAGACCAAAGGUGCGUUUGAUCUUUAUAGUGAGCAAAGCGUCGUUUAUGACAGGUUGCAAUUUUCUUUACGGACCACAUGCGUGCUCUCUAAUUUUCUUGCUUGCUUUUCUUGCUUGAUUUUCUUCGAGUUGAAUGCAUCACAUCAAAUCAUGCGUUGCGGUAUGAGAUGCAAGACACGGAUGGAGAUGCAGUUCCUGCUUAGAUACCUACCAUACAUAGCAUAGCAUAGUAUGUAAUAUGACUGGUCUGAGAAAUUAAUUAU
Messenger RNA from Sclerotinia trifoliorum, 2220 nucleotides. The record is from the annotation of a GenBank genome assembly. Lineage: Eukaryota; Fungi; Ascomycota; Leotiomycetes; Helotiales; Sclerotiniaceae.